Molecule: messenger RNA, 3800 nt
Organism: Glycine soja
Lineage: Eukaryota; Viridiplantae; Streptophyta; Magnoliopsida; Fabales; Fabaceae
Product: mechanosensitive ion channel protein 6-like
Exons: 5
Coding region: 761-3529 (922 amino acids)
Biological process (GO): transmembrane transport; monoatomic anion transport
Cellular component (GO): plasma membrane
Molecular function (GO): mechanosensitive monoatomic ion channel activity
Source: RefSeq, a predicted model, not a curated record
GAGUUAAGUUCGACUCCAACCAAUUUAAAACUAUCACAUAAAACUUAAAUGGCUCCUUGUUAACUUCAAACCGGGGCUAGAAAAGUGUCAAAAUUUGCGCAUUUGGUGGCUAACAAAGGUAAAAGUUAAGACAGACAAACAGCUUUUUUUUUUUUUUUUCUUUGAUAAAUGGCAAACAAAGAACCCUGAACUUGUAGAUGAAAGGUACGUACGUUAUAUUGUUUUGAAAUUGAAACAAGAAUGCAAUAACAAAUAACUUGUCAUAUGAUUUAUUUAGAAGCAAGAAAACCUUAAUAACCUUGCCAUUGCACUAGGCAUGGGCGUUAACGUUAAGAGAUACGAGGCUGUUGGAGAAGGACCACCGCAUCUCAAUAACAGCGUCCCAUUAGCAACAACACAAACACUAAUCUAAACCUAAACUCUUUCUCUCAGCAAUCAAUCUAAAAACAAACAUUAUUAGCAUUAUUCUUUUCAUCAUCGUCUUCGCGAGACACUCGCAUCUGCAUCUGCCGCGUCGAUCCGCACUACACGCGGCAGCACAUCGUCCAACAAAUACCCUUUCAAUCUUCAAUCUCUAAUUCUCUAUUCUCAAAGUCCAAAAAGCAUUCCCGUUUUUUUAUUUUCUUUUCUUAAAUUUUUCUUGGUCACCAAACUCUCACUUUCUUUCUCUUUCUCACUUCCACUUUCUUCGUUUCUUGUAAUUUUUUAAUUUUAAAAUUGAUAAUCCAGGCCAGCAUUUAUUUCUCUCUACUUGACCUUGAUGCAAUCUAUCAGGAAGUCCUUCAAAUCUUAUGGUUCUUACAACAAACAUUCUCGGUUUUCCGGCGCCGGAAACUCUGAUUCUGAUCACGAGCAGCAGCUCCCCAUUCUUCACGACCAAGAAACCCACUGCCACCCUGCCAUGCCCGCCGGCGACUACGUCGUCAAAAUCAACGAGGACGGAAGCGAGGCCCCCCAGGGCAACAGGAUUUGGCGCGAGUCCAGCUACGAAUUCUGGAACAACGAUGGCGCCACCACCACCGCCGGCGGAAGCGACCAGAGCUUCGAUUUCCGCCAGUCGGAGGACCCGCCGUCGCAGCUGAUCGGGCACUUCCUUCACAAGCAGCGAGCCUCCGGCGAGAUGCAGCUCGACAUGGAUUUGGAGAUGGAGGAGCUGCAGCGCGAAGGCGACGACGGAAAGUUAACGCCGGUGGAUGAAUCUCCGGUGACUCACCGCGUCUCGAGAGAGCUCAAGGUUUCCUUCGAGGAACCUACCUGCAAUGUGAAUUUCCUGGAAGCGCAAAACGACGCCGUCAGAAGAAGGCACAGCAAGGACUCGCCGUCGAUCGCGGAGUUCCAACGCCCUCCGCAACCGCCCCAACACGACUGUCGCCGGUCUCCCUCGCCGUCGCCAGCCGGCGACGAGGAGGUUGUUCGGUGCACCUCGAACGCUUCCUUCGAGAGAAGCCUUUCCAUGCAGAGAAAAUCGGCCUUGUUGAAGGCCAAGACGAGGUCUAGGUUAAUGGACCCGCCCGAAGAGCCCGACAGAAAAUCGAGUCGGGUUCUCAAAUCGAGUCAGCUCCUAUCCGGGUUUCUAGGGAAGAAGAAUGAUGAAGAGGAUGAGGAUCCUUUUUUGGAAGAGGAUCUUCCUGAUGAGUUUAAGGAGACUCAUUUCAGCUUGUGGAUUCUUCUCGAGUGGUUGAGUUUGAUUUUGAUCAUUGGGUUGUUGAUAACCACCCUUUGUGUUCCCUUUCUUAGGAACAAGGAUCUGUGGCAGCUUAGGUUGUGGAAAUGGGAGGUUAUGGUUUUGGUUUUGAUCUGUGGCAGGCUGGUGUCUGAUUGGGUUAUUAGGAUUGCUGUGUUCUGCAUUGAGAGGAACUUCCUUUUGAGGAAGAGGGUCUUGUAUUUUGUAUAUGGUGUGAAGAAGGCUGUUCAGAAUUGUGUUUGGUUGGGGCUUGUGUUGAUUGCUUGGCAUUUGUUGUUUGACAAGAGGGUGCAGAGGGAGACCCGCAGCAAUUUCCUCGAGUAUGUGACUAAGGUGUUGGUGUGUUUCCUUGUGGGGACUUUGGUGUGGUUGUUGAAGACCCUUAUGGUUAAGGUGUUGGCUUCCUCUUUUCAUGUGAGUACCUACUUUGACAGGAUUCAGGAAUCGCUGUUUAACCAGUUUGUGAUUGAGACGCUUUCGGGGCCGCCUUUGGUGGAGAUUCGGAAGGCUGAGGAGGAGGAGGAGAGGCUUGCCGAUGAGGUUCAGAAGCUUCAGAAUGCUGGGGUUACCAUACCCCCUGAUCUUAGGGCAUCUGCCUUUUCUAAUAUUAAGAGUGGGAGGUUGAGGAGUGGAAUGCUUCCGAAAAGCCCCAGAUUUAAGAGUGACAAGUUUUCUCGGCCUCUUUCCAAGAAGUCUGAUGAGCCGAAUAUGAUCACUAUGGAUAACCUGCAUAAGCUGAAUCCCAAUAACAUCUCUGCCUGGAAUAUGAAAAGGUUGAUGAACAUGGUCCGGAAUGGGGCUCUUUCUACCCUGGAUGAACAGAUUCUUGAUAACUCGAUGGAUGACGAGAAUGCCACGCAAAUUAGAAGUGAAAACGAGGCGAAGGCUGCAGCUAAGAAAAUAUUUCAAAAUGUUGCUAGACGCGGGUGCAGGUAUAUAUACCCGGAUGACUUGAUGCGCUUUAUGCGAGAAGAUGAAGCUGCAAAAACCAUGAAUCUCUUUGAAGGAGCGUCUGAAGCUGAGAGAAUCAGCAAAUCAGCCUUGAAGAACUGGGUGGUCAAUGCCUUCAGGGAAAGGAGAGCACUUGCUUUGACAUUGAAUGACACCAAAACGGCAGUGAACAAACUUCAUCGAAUGCUCAAUUUUAUAGUUGCAAUUGUUAUACUGGUUAUUUGGCUCUUGAUAUUGGAACUUGCCACCACCAAAUUUCUUCUCUUUGUGAGCUCACAGGUUGUCGUGGUUGCAUUUGUAUUUGGAAACACCUGCAAGACCAUAUUUGAAGCAAUUAUUUUCUUGUUUGUCAUGCACCCAUUUGAUGUGGGAGAUAGAUGUGAAAUUGAUGGGGUUCAGAUGGUGGUAGAAGAAAUGAACAUAUUGACAACCAUAUUUCUGAGAUAUGAUAAUCAAAAGGUCAUCAUCCCUAACAAUGUCCUUGCUACCAAGGCCAUAUAUAACUAUUACCGGAGUCCUGACAUGGGAGAUGCUAUCGAAUUCUGUUUACAUAUAUCUACCCCAGUUGAAAAGAUUUCACUCAUUAAACACAGAAUACAAAGUUACAUUGAUAACAAGAAGGAGCACUGGUAUCCUUCACCUUUAAUCGUAUACAGGGAUUAUGACCAAUUAAACAUGGUGAGAAUGGCUAUCUGGCCAACUCAUAGAAUGAACUUCCAAGACAUGGGAGAAAGGUUUGUGAGGAGAUCCCUUUUGCUUGAAGAGAUGAUCAAGAUUUUUAGGGAGCUUGACAUUAAUUACCGUCUAUUGCCCCUGGACAUCAACGUGAGAGCGACUCCUACCACCUCUGAUCGUCUUCCACCUAGUUGGGCAUCAGUUCCAACUCCAAGUUGAGUAGAAGGAAAUUCGGCAUUAACUGCUAGGAAGUGCUAUUUUUUAGCAGGAUAGCAUAUUGUAAAGAGAGGAUCUUUUGUUUUUAGAUUAGUUUCAUACGUACCGAGGUUAGUUUGUGGUAGCUAUGAUGCCAUACCUUGGUUUCUUAUGUAGUAGUUUUGUUCAAAUGAUUAGUAUUAAUCGCUACCUCGUUUAUACUAUACCAUAUUCAGUCUAAAGUUUCUAUAUUUCUACCUUUUGUCCUAACAUAAGGGAGCUAAUUAAUUUCUAA